This is a messenger RNA of Anopheles merus, 3941 nucleotides long. RefSeq lists its product as uncharacterized. The transcript is spliced from 11 exons. The coding region runs from base 87 to 3923 and encodes 1278 amino acids. NCBI's taxonomy places the organism in Eukaryota, Metazoa, Arthropoda, Insecta, Diptera, Culicidae. The record is from RefSeq and is a predicted model, not a curated record.
UCACGAUCGCGCUCAGAAACGUUCGAAGAAGAGCAGCCCGAUGGACUUAAUGCAGUGCAGAUUACGUUAGUAACAAGUGUUUGAAGAUGGGAUUACCUAAUAAAGUGACAAAACGCAGCGUACCUAAUAGAUGUUUUCUAUUAGUGGUGACGAUCGCCUCAAUCAUCGGCACAUCACUGGCCCAAGAUGAUCUAGUGGUAAACAUCCAAGGUCUAGGUUCUGUCAUGGGAACCAUGGGAAAGACGGCCUGGACUGGACGACCCAUCUACCAGUUCUUCAACAUCAAGUAUGCCGAGGCUCCAGUAGGAGAGCAACGCUUCCGUGCUCCUAUCAGUGUUCGUCCAUGGACGGGUGUCAUGAAUGUCACCGCUCCUGGUCGUGGCUGUCCUCAGCGACGCACUGUUUCUCAAGAUGACCCUAAUGCCGAGGAUUGUCUCACGCUUUCCGUCUACUCCAACGAUCUUACGGCUAAUCGUCCAGUCAUGCUCUACGUCCACGGAGGUGCCUUCGUGGUCGGAUCCGCUGAGCGAUUCGGACCUGAGUACUUGCUCGAAAAGGACAUCGUUCUUGUCGUCAUACAGUAUCGCUUGGGUACGCUCGGAUUUCUCUCUACUGGUACCGAGGCUAUCCCUGGUAACGCUGCCAUGUACGACGUGCUCGAGUCGCUGGAGUGGGUAUCCCGACACAUUCGUAGCUUCGGUGGAAACCCAGAGGACGUUACGAUCUUCGGAGAAUCUGCCGGAGGACAUGCAGUUUCCGCUAUGCUCCAUAGCCCCCGUGUUCGCGAGGGACUCUUCAAACGUGCCAUCAUCCAGUCCGGUACCUUGUUCAUGCCCUGGGUCAUCUGUCAGGAUCCUACCGAGGGCGCAUACGAGAUCGCUCGUGUUAUUGGUUGUCCCAUGACCACUCCUGCCGAGAUCGAUAACUGCCUUAAGAGUGCAUCGGUCCGCGAUUUGGUUUUGGCUCAAGACGAACACAAGAAAAAUGAGUUCAACUCUCCAGGAUAUCCCAAGGUUGCUGGAGCUUGCAUCACCGUCGGCGGAGCUCUUGGGGCCCAAAGCUUCAUGCCCGUUCACCCCAGAGAGUCUACCUACUUCCGGGAUGUUGAGAUCAUCUUCGGAAUGAACUCCCAAGAGGGUCUUAUCUUCUUCAACGAAUACUUCCAAUAUGCUUUAGACUCUCAACCUAUUCAAUUCAACUCUCAUUGGGACUUCCUGGAGUUUCUCAAGACCGUAAACAUCAAGUUUGGAUCUGGUGCCUUCGUCGAUGCCGUUGUUGGCUAUGAGCUCCUGUCCAAGGCCACCUGGGAGGAGAUGGAUCGUGCUAACUUCUCGGAGAUAGUUCCUCUGUUCAUUGAUGUUGCUGGAAACUUGGCCCUCAAGUACGGAUCCGUCGAGGAGGCUAACCGAUUCGCUAGAGCGCUUCCCGGACAAGUCUACCUCUACAACUUUGACUACGUUGGUCCGCCGUCUCCAAUGACUCCCGGUUUCCCGUACGAUUUCCCCAACUCAGUCGGUCAUGGCGAUGAGCUCAAGUUCUUGUUCCCCAUGUCGAACGUACUGAAUGAGGAGCACACCAAAAUGGCUAAGAUCAUGGUGGAUGUUUGGACGUCCUUUGCGAUCACUGGGAAACCUCAAGCCGGCAAUGUCACUCCAUGGCCAACUGUAUCGAGACCAUUCGUACCGUAUUUACGACUCGUGGACCCUCCGGAACGGAAAGAGUACUUCGUCCAUGAGCUUACAAACAGCGUUGUGAAGGCUAGACAAUCAAAUGACAGCGUGCAAAUGCAGUUAUCUUUUCUAGCAUGCCUGCUAUCAUUACUUACUGCAUUGAUAUUCACAUCCCCGUCAGGGCGGGAUGGAUACGCGAGCGAAUCAAUGUCGCAAGCAGCCGGGUUGAAACACUUUGGCAACACUCAACGGUUCGAGCUCCCUAUCGGUGUUGUUACUGCUAUCUAUCAUUCUGCCGAUAUGAUUCGUCAUAUACAAGCAACCGUGUUGAAGAUUUAUGUGCGGGACGUUACCGCUGCGUUGAGCUUACAAAAGGGACCACCCUAUCGGGGCCGUCGAUUAGUCGUCGAUUGCCUGUUGAAAGGUUCGCACACGGUCCUUCUUGGAGGUAAGAACAAUCAAAAUUUAACAGUGACAAUGCAUGUGCAGUGGAUUUCGGUCAGCUUGGUGGUGGUAUCAGUGUGCUUGGUGCCUCUGUUGUACAGUGCCGGUGUUAGCGGUCAACAGAACUCGCCGAUCGUAGUGAUUGAUGGGCUCGGUACGGUACAAGGAACACGGGGCCGUACCGCCUGGACGGAUCGGGAGAUUUUCAAAUUCUACAACAUCCGCUACGCGGAAGCUCCGAUCGGGCAGCAACGGUUUCGCAAUCCAAUUCCCGUGAAACCGUGGAGCGGUGUGUACAAUGCAGCGCUCCCGGGGAAACCAUGCCCCCAGAUUGGCAUGAACAUGAGCACCAGUGAUUUAGCGGCUGAAGAUUGUCUCACACUGUCGGUGUAUACACAAAAUGUAACUGCCAACCGUCCCGUGAUGGUGUUCAUACACGGUGGCGCGUUCGUCAUCGGGUCCGCCUCACUCUACGAACCGGACUAUCUGCUCGAAAAGGACAUUGUGCUGGUGUCAAUCCAGUAUCGGCUCGGUCCGCUCGGCUUUCUUUCCACCGGUACCGCCAACAUCCCGGGCAACAUGGCCAUGCUCGAUAUGAUCACCGCGCUGGAGUGGGUUUCGAACAAUAUUCGCUUCUUCGGCGGCGACCGUACCUCGGUGACGGUGUUCGGUGAGUCGGCGGGCGGAGCAGCCGUAUCGGCCCUGCUGUACAGUCCGACGGUGCGGGAAGAGCUAUUCCACCGUGCCAUCAUACAGUCCGGGUCCAUCUUUUCGCCCUGGGCGACUUGUAAAUCACCAAAGGAAGGGGCGCUCGAUAUUGCAAGGCGCGUCAACUGUGAUCGACCGGUGGAAACGAUGGAAGACUGUUUGCGGAAUGUGCCCGCGCUAAGGCUGAUGGAGGCGUACGAGGAGCACAAGAACACACAGUUCAACAUUACCGGCUAUCCGGACGUUUCCGGCGCGUGCAUCGUCAUCGGCGAAGCUUCACCGUUCAUGCCGAAGCACCCGAAAACGCUACCGCGCAGUGCAUUCCGCAAUGUGGAGCUGCUGGCCGGUACUACCGCACAGGAAGGGCUCAUGUUUUGGGAAGGCGUGUACCGCCACGGACUGUCCUACCGGCCGGAAACCAUUCAAUCCUCCUGGGAGCUGCUGCAGCUCAUCGACACCAUCAACGAGCGGUUCGGCGCGAGCUCGAACGAUGGUUCGCACACGUGGCAUCAACUUUUCAGCACCUUCCUCACGACCGAGAUAGACCGGGCCAACUACACCGAACUGCUUCCCGGGCUGGUGGAUAUCUGCGGAAAUCUUGCCAUCAAAGCGCCGGUCUUGCAGGACGUGACACGAUUUGCCCACGCUAACCCGGGCAAGGUUUAUCUGUACAGUUUCGAUUACAGCGGCGUACCAUCCAUGUACAACUUCUCCUCCACGGACGAUGAGUUCAAGUAUCCCUACCACAACAAUUCGUUCCACGCGGAAGAUCUGUUCUAUCUGUUCCCGCUCGGGCAGCGUCUCAAUCCGCGCGAUACCGUGAUCGCAAAGGCGAUGGUCGAUCUGUGGACGUCGUUUGCAAUCAGUGGACGCCCUGCGGCAGCACCAUUAAAACAGAGCUGGAAUCCUGUGUCGCAUUUUAAUGGUCCGUAUCUAAAAAUUAACGAAGCAUGCGAGGAACGGCAAAACUAUUUCAACGAAUUCACCGCCUCCACUGAUAAGGCCAGGCAGCAGCGGUCGGCGGCUACUCUUUUGGGGCUUUCGCGGGCAACUAUUGCUGUGGUAGCAUUACUUUACAGUGUAAUUAGACACUUGAUGUAAUAAAUUUAAAAAAGAAAA